UUUUCUGCACUUUUAACCCACAUAUAUAGAGAUAGCUUGGUUGGUUUAAUUAUUGUGUAUGUAGUUGUUGCAACAGAAGGUUUCGAAGAUGAUUUCAAAGUGCACUAUAAUUGCGUUUACGUGCGCAUUGCUUACAAUAUGUGAAUCAGCUUUUGUUGAUACACUCACAAAAUGUGAAGUGGAUGAUAAAGCAUGCCUAAAAGAACUCACUCAGAAAAUGUUCAUAAAAAUAGCCCCAACUGGAGUUCCAGAAUAUAACAUACCUCCAUAUGAUCCGCUUGAACUUAAGGGUAUUAAAGUACCCAUUUUAGGACUUUUGACUAUUACAAUAGAAGAAGGAACAGCAAGGGGCAUUAAAGACUGCGUGUUUAAUAAAUUUAAUGUAAAUAUCAAAAAGGGGUAUUUAUCUAUGGCACUCACUUGUGAUCUAGACGUAGAUGUGAAAGUCAAGUUGGGAGAUAUAAACGAAGUGAUCCAAAACACGCUUGGCACCAAAGCAAUCGAAGGUAGUGGCAGUGCCAAACUAAAAUUAGAUAAAUUACAUAUUAAAAUAAAAUAUUUCUAUGAUAUCGUUAAAAGAGAUGACGGUAAAAUAUACAUCGAUUGUAAACCAGAAGAAGCAGUUUACGACUAUGAAGUAGGUGAUGCAAAAAUUCUUCUUGAAAAACUCUUUAUAGGAGGCGUAGAUGUCGCCAAGCAGGUAAAUGGAAUUUUACAACCAAACACCAAGGUCUUGGUAAGUACAUUUGGAUCGGAAUUCUUCAAAGUGGCUAAGAAUGUUGUAGCAGACAUUGUGCAUGCUAUCUUCGACAAGACCUCCACGGAUCACUUCAUCAGCACUGAUCUAUCACCUCAUGUAAAAAACGCUUAAAAUGUUCAAUUAGCGAAUGUUAUGACUAUUGUUAAUUAUGAAAUAAAUCUUAUUUAAUUAAAAACAAA
Messenger RNA from Bicyclus anynana (squinting bush brown), 939 nucleotides. RefSeq names its product juvenile hormone-binding protein. Lineage: Eukaryota; Metazoa; Arthropoda; Insecta; Lepidoptera; Nymphalidae. Bases 89 to 871 code for a protein of 260 amino acids. The record is from RefSeq and is a predicted model, not a curated record. The transcript is spliced from 5 exons.